This is a messenger RNA of Histoplasma mississippiense, 192 nucleotides long. RefSeq lists its product with no specific name. NCBI's taxonomy places the organism in Eukaryota, Fungi, Ascomycota, Eurotiomycetes, Onygenales, Ajellomycetaceae. The transcript is spliced from 3 exons. Bases 1 to 192 code for a protein of 63 amino acids. The record is from RefSeq and is a predicted model, not a curated record.
AUGACGGACAAGCAGUCAAAACCUCGGAAGAGUGCAGAAGAAUUAUGGAAAUUCAGGAGAUUUGUGGGGCCAAGCCGCCAAAAAAAGAAAGGGGAAAACAGCACCCUAUUCAACAUGAACAUGGAUAUAAGGGAGGACAGGUGGCAGCGAAGAGCAGAUGGUCUGAAUGAGGCUCUCCAAAAUGAAAAUUGA